This is a messenger RNA of Pseudo-nitzschia multistriata, 3083 nucleotides long. NCBI's taxonomy places the organism in Eukaryota, Bacillariophyta, Bacillariophyceae, Bacillariales, Bacillariaceae. The record is from the annotation of a GenBank genome assembly.
CAGCUCUCUUCAGUGCUGCUGUAUUCAAUGAAGCCAAAGUACCUGCUUGCGCAGACUUUUGCAAUAGUUCAUUCAAACUUUGGUUGACUGUCACGUAUGCAGCAAGAUUGGGAAUUAAGGUGGCUUCAUCAUCGCUAGAACCCGAUGUGCGAGCAGAAUCUAGCGAGAUGUUCAAGGCAUUCUUCGCAUCCGGAGUUGCAGGAGUUUGAUUAGAUGCAGAUGCCUUUGCGCUUGCUUUGAUAUUGAAAUCGGGAUUCUUCUCUUUCACUGGCGCCACUCUCUUCGCUAGCUCUCUAUCUUUCAAAGGGAUGUCUUCCAGUCUCGUUCCGAGAUUUUUACACAAAACCUCGACUUCGAACUUGAUAUUCAUCUUGAGUCCUUCAACGUUGUAAACGGAUCGAAACACCCCAAGAAGACCCAUCAACCAAGGAUUUGGUGGACGGAAAACAAAUGAAUUCUUCGCCCCCUCCAAUGUCUUCGCUAGGAAAGGUGCAACAGCGAUGAGUUUCCCUGUCUCGUAUCCUUGAAGUAGAAGUUCUUUGCAAUCCAGCAUCACUUGCAGAAUUGGUCUAUUUCUAGCCAAAGUAAUUUGACCCAACCAAAUACCAAGGUUUUUCAGAUAGCUUCGUUCAGAGGAGGAAGUAGUAAUCUUCGGAGAGCGAAGCAAUUUUCCAAUGUUUCGAUACGCACUGUCAAGAAUUGCUUCCAAAAGUCCCUUCCCGUACUCCCCAAGAUUAUCUAAAAAGCUUAGGUACAAUGAAUGGUAGUUUGCUUGAGUGCUGAUUCGCUUCACAACAAGAAAAUGCGCAAGCCAGCUAAAAUAUUUUGGUUCAAGCAAAUCCUUGAGCUCCUGAGACUUGCUCUCCACAUUCGAAGGGGCGAGGUUAUUGAUCAAAAAUUGAAUGCGGUCAAGAAGGUUUCCAGGAGGCGAUUCAUGAACUUGCUCUUCGUCCGCUAGAUCAGUCACAGCUCGUCCGAGCAGAGGACCGAAUUCGGCGACUCUUGGCUUUGUCUCCACUGGUACACUUGAUCCAGAAAUGUCCAGAUUGGAAACUCCAUCUGAGGGAUUUGGAGCAAAAACCAUACUCUGCGCUGGAGCUGCAUCGUCUGAGUUUCUUGCAAAUCCACUCCUACCAUUAUUUUUGUCAUCAGAGUCCGACCCAGCUGGCGAGAGAUUGGAGCUGGAAAUUUGAGACCCCCCACUCGUUGAACCGGCAGCCCUGUUUUGGCUUUCCAGCAUGGCAUUCUCAAUUUCCUUCACAAGUCCAGCAUAGCCCUCUUUCAAGUGCGGAAUCUGAACGAUAUGGGAGCAAUAUUGGGGCCAUUCAUGCAGACGUCCUUUGAACUGCUCCAAUGCAAACAUUCCAAACUGGAACAUUUUACCACUACUUGUGGUUGGGCCACCAGGAGGAGACGGAGGCUUUCGAAGCGCUUCCAAAACAUAUCGUAAAGCGAUACCGAGCGUGAUACUAAUCACCAACUGCUCUUCAAUGAGCGUCCCAAAAAGAAUCCCUGUAAUGCGCAACUCUUUCUCGGGAUAUUUAGAAAAAAAUCUGUACUCGUCAAAUAGAUUGUGAACCAUGCAGGCGAAGAUUUCAUUCUCUUUGGAAUUACCAGACGUUUUGAAGCGCUUCAACAUCUCUACGACUUCGCCGAUGCUCUGUUCGGACGUGUAAAUCUUUUGAAAGUAAGCAGUGGCCAUUUCUUCGACGUCAUCAGAUGCUCCUGUAGAGGAAGACGAACCAGAGCUCGUUCCGCCGCCGUUACUGCCGCUGUUGUUUGAUGCCGUAAGUCUUCCUCUUAAGUUCGGAUGAGUAGUAACGCACGCUUCUAAGACAGCCUUCACGUUGUCACCAAGAGUGGUGCCGUGGAUGAGGUUUCCAUCCGCACUUGAAAAAGGUUGAGAAAGUGUCGCAGAAUCAAGACCCUGCAAACUUUGCAUUGCAAUCGCAAUAUUUUCCAAACUGACAAGUGGCGUUGGUUCACUUCCACGAACAGACGCAGCAGAAUGGGUCUUGGCAAUAUACGAAACAAUGGCUGCAGCAAACACGCUUGACAUGUUUCUUUGCGCGAGUUUUUCAUUUAGCCAAGGUUUGAGCUGAAGGAAGUCAUUGUCAGCCAUAACGAAAGCAAUCGCCACGCUGAACUCGGGAUCUUUGUUUCCGUUGAGCAACGAAGCCACUGCAUCCGCAGGGGAAGGCAGAAAACGUGCAAUGUUAAUAAUGUGAACAAGUGUUGCAACUCGCAUCUGGGAGUUGUCUCCAACAGUGCUCCUCCAUGCUUCGAAACAUGCAGCUGUGACAGUAUUUGGAGAUAUAGCAUAAAGCCUUCGUAGCGCAGCUGGUGCAUUUUGCACUCUAUGAUGUGUAUUAGGUCGAAAGAAGAGAGGAAUCAACUCUCUCAUGAGUUCUGUUUUAAUCUGUAACCCAGCAUUGGCCAAAGCUUCUCUCCCGGCCUGAGGUGGAGUGUUAGCCACAUGUAACUGCAAGCGCACCAAAGAACAGAGCAAAACCUCAGGGCAAAUCAUUAGACCGCGAAUCAGUAGAUCCCUGACACGGCGAUACAGAGGAUUGAUGUCAGACAGAAAAAGAAGUCGUUGGAGAAUUUCCAUCGAGGCUAAAGACUGCGCAUCUAUUCCUGUAAUCCCUUGAGCAGCCGUAGCUGCGUCUGCCGAUUCUUCAUCGUUCAAAGGUGUCAUGUAGACUUCUUGAGGAACGGACAUAAUACUCUCGAUGACAGAGAACUGGCCAGACGUAUUUCGCCACUGCGACGUGAAGGCAGACAGUGGAGGUUGUUGCCUGGCUCCAGAUCGGUAAAGAUCGAUGAGAAUGCGGAAUUGCUCUGCGUCCUUCAUUGCAAAUCCUGGAAAAUCCCAGUUUUGAGCAACUAACUUCCAAUCAAGUGAAGAAUAAUCUUGUUGCAGCACAUCUGAUACAGAUUUAAGAUUCCAACCGUCAGCGGAUACAUCAUUCCCUCUCCCCGGAAUGAGACUUCCUAGAAGCGACGAAGAUACGCCAGUCCCCGACGUCGGUCCAUCAGAAUGCCGCCCUUUCACGCAAAAGAAAUAAAUGAUCCUUGCCAUG